Molecule: messenger RNA, 647 nt
Organism: Protobothrops mucrosquamatus (brown spotted pit viper)
Lineage: Eukaryota; Metazoa; Chordata; Lepidosauria; Squamata; Viperidae
Product: N-acyl-phosphatidylethanolamine-hydrolyzing phospholipase D-like
Exons: 1
Biological process (GO): N-acylethanolamine metabolic process; N-acylphosphatidylethanolamine metabolic process
Cellular component (GO): membrane-bounded organelle; cytoplasm
Molecular function (GO): N-acylphosphatidylethanolamine-specific phospholipase D activity
Source: RefSeq, a predicted model, not a curated record
GUCCUUGACAUGCACCUUCCGGUGUUAACCCCUUAUUUUGUCCAAAACCCUAAACGGUUUGGGAAGACCGGAAGUGGUUUGCGAGUCACGUGGCUCGGACACGCCUCGUUGAUGGUCGAAAUGGAUGACGUGACCUUUCUUACCGAUCCCAUCUUCAGCCAACGGGCUUCCCCGGUGCAGUUUAUGGGCUCUAAACGUUUCCGGGGUCCUCCGUGCACCAUCGACCAACUGCCCAAAAUAGACGCCGUUUUGAUCAGCCAUAACCAUUACGACCACCUGGAUUACUCCACGGUCCUGGGUUUGAACGCACGCUUUGGCAGUGAACUCAGAUGGUUCGUGCCGCUGGGCCUGUUGGACUGGAUGCAGAGUUGUGGCUGCGAGAAUGUCAUCGAACUGGACUGGUGGGGAGAAAAUUGCAUUCCGGGCCACGACGCCGUCACCUUUGUUUUCACACCUGCUCAACACUGGUGCAGAAGGACUGCCAGAGAUGAAAACAAAGUUCUCUGGGGGAGCUGGUCUGUUCUGGGUCCCUGGAACCGGUUCUUUUUCGCCGGAGACACCGGUUAUUGCGUCGCCUUCGAGGAAAUUGGGAAACGGUUCGGGCCGUUCGAUUUGGCAGCGAUUCCCAUCGGCGCCUACGAACCAAG